AUGUCUUCUAGUGAUAAUAAGAACUUGUUUGGAGUAGCAAUGAAGAUCCAGAAAAUUAGAUCUUUAUUGUUUGAUGAGUCAAAUGAAGUACGCAAGGCAGUAGGACUUUGGGGUAUGGGUGGUAUUGGCAAGACGACUCUUGCUUUUGCGGUCUUCAAUGAAAUCUCAAGUCAAUUUGAAGCUUCAUAUUUUAUUCAAAAUGUUAGGGAAGCAUCAAAUAAAAAUCAAUUAUGUCAUUUGCAAAAAGAACUUCUUUCAGCAUUAUUAGAGGAUGGACACCUCAAUAUAAGGCUCAAAUUCACACAAGAAAGGCUUAGAUGUAAAAGAGUUCUUAUUGUUUUUGAUGAUGUGACAAAUUUGAAACAAAUAAGAGAAUUAAUUGGAGAUCUUGAAAACUUGGGUUUUGGAAGUCGAAUUAUUAUAACCACAAGGGAUAAACAAGUGCUAAAAAAUUGUAGAUUGGAUGAUUCUACCAUAUAUGAGGUCAAAGGAUUAGGUAGUGAUGAAUCUCUUCGACUUUUUAAACAACAUGCCUUCAAACAAAAUUAUCCAAUUGAUGAAGUUUUCUUGAAGCUUUCAGAAAGGGUAGUAAAUUAUACAAAAGGUUUGCCUUUAGCUUUUGAAGUCUUAGGUUGCUUUCUACUUGGUAGAGAAAAAAUUGAAUGGGAAAGUGCACUGGAUGAAUUAAAAAAAUAUCCAAAUGAGGUCAUCCAAACGGUGCUUAAGAUAAGUUAUGAUGGAUUAUCUGAUAAAGAGAAGACUUUAUUUUUAGACAUUACAUGCUUCUUUAAAGGAUGGGAUAAAUAUCUAGUUGGUACUUUUGGUUCACAUAUUGGAGGAACUGAUAAAAUAAGAGGCAUGCUCUUUGAUAUGGCUAAAAUGAUAGCGAUCCACUUAAAUCCUCAUGCUUUCUCAGAGAUGGCUAAUCUAAGACUCCUUAUAGUAAAUAAUUCGAGAUACAAUAAUAAGGUUCAUGGUUUUGAUAGCAUUGAAUUUGAUUUUUCAGAGUUGAGAUGCCUCUGUUGGGAUCAUUCCCCCUUCCCAUCAUUGCCUUUGAAAUUUGAUCCUGAGAACCUUGUUGUACUUAAGAUGUGUAACAACAAUCUUGAACAACUAUGGAUGGGUAUCAAGAAUCUUUCUCAUUUAAAAUACAUUGACCUAAGUUACUCAAAACAUCUACUUAUAGUCCCAAACCUCUCAGAGGCUCAAAAUCUAGAGUGUCUGAUUCUAGAAGGUUGUACAAGUUUGCUUGAGAUCACUCCUUCUCGGAAUCUCAAUAAACUUGUUAAUUUGAAUCUAAGAAAUUGCAAAAGCCUUAUCAGUCUUCCAAAUGGCAUUUAUAAGUCGAUGUUUCUGAAAUAUCUUUGUAUCUCUGGUUGUUCAAAACUUGAAAGAUUGCCUGAGGACUUAGGAAAUUUAGAGAGCUUGGAAGUACUAGAAGCUGAUGGAAUUUCUGUAAGAGAACUAUCAUCAGUUAUGGCUGGUUGGCUAUCAGGGUUGCGAUAUUUAAGAAGAUUAAAUUUGAAUCGGUGCAGUCUUACAGAGUUACCCGAUGAUAUUGACAAGCUGUCCUUACUAGGAGAUUUAGAAUUGGAAGAAAACAAUUUUGAGAGCAUCCCAACAAACAUCAAGAACCUUUCCAAGUUACAGCUUUUUAACAUAAGGCUUUGUAAUAGGCUUCAAUCCUUACCAAAGCUUCCACGUAAUAUAGAAGAACUUAGAGCAGAUGAGUCAUAUGCUCUAAAUGAGAUAUAUUAUAAGGCUAAAUUUGUUCUCAAAGUUUUGGGUACCUUACCUAAGAGAUUUUUUUACCUAUAG
Mangifera indica (mango) is the source of this 1818-nucleotide messenger RNA. RefSeq names its product disease resistance protein RPV1-like. The transcript is spliced from 3 exons. Lineage: Eukaryota; Viridiplantae; Streptophyta; Magnoliopsida; Sapindales; Anacardiaceae. The coding region runs from base 1 to 1818 and encodes 605 amino acids. Gene Ontology annotation, molecular function: ADP binding. Gene Ontology annotation, biological process: defense response. The record is from RefSeq and is a predicted model, not a curated record.